Messenger RNA from Exophiala xenobiotica, 960 nucleotides. RefSeq lists its product as uncharacterized. The coding region runs from base 1 to 960 and encodes 319 amino acids. The transcript has a single exon. Gene Ontology annotation, molecular function: 4-hydroxy-tetrahydrodipicolinate synthase activity. The record is from RefSeq and is a predicted model, not a curated record. NCBI's taxonomy places the organism in Eukaryota, Fungi, Ascomycota, Eurotiomycetes, Chaetothyriales, Herpotrichiellaceae.
AUGAACGGCCAUCAAACUAGUCGACCUUUGAAACCAGGCGUCAAUGUGCCUAUGGUGGCUUUCUUCGACCCUGAGACUGAAGAUGUCGAUGUCGCUGCCACUGCAAAGCAUGCUGUUAGACUUGCAAAGGCCGGCCUCACUUCUAUCACCUGCCAAGGAUCAAAUGGCGAAGCAGUCCAUCUAACUCGAGAAGAGAGAAAGCUCGUGACAAGCACAACCCGCAAAGCACUCGAUGAGGCCGGUUUCUCUGAUAUGCCAAUCGUGGUCGGAUGCGCCGCACAGUCAGUUCGUGAAACUGUACAGUUCUGCAAGGAUGCAUAUGAAGCUGGUGGCGACUACGCCUUGGUCCUCCCUCCUUCAUACUACAAGGCCGCCUACACCCCCGCCAGCUUUGUCGAAUAUUUCCAGGAUGUCGCGACGGACUCACCUAUCCCAAUCAUCAUCUACAACUACCCUGGCGCGGUCGCUGGCGUUGAUCUCGACUCUGAUACCAUUAUCAAAUUGGCUAAGCAUCCCAAGAUCGUUGGCUGCAAGCUCACCUGCGGUAACACUGGCAAACUGAACCGAAUCGCCCAUGCUGUCAAUGCCGCCACUGCAUCGAACAAUGGAUCUGGUUGGAUGUGCAUGGGCGGCUCGGCGGAUUUCACUCUGCAAACGAUGAUCGCUGGAGGGUCUGGCGUCAUCACAGGGUUGGGCAACGUUGUGCCGAAGGCUUGCGUGAAGGUGUUCAACCUAUAUGCAGAGGGCAAGGUCGAGGAAGCCCAAAAGAUGCAAGCGAUUGUUGCCCGAGGGGAUUGGGGAGUCAUUGCUGGUGGAAUCACCGGGACCAAGAGCGCGCUGGAGUCAUUUUUCGGAUACGGUGGUUAUGCCAGACGGCCACUACCCAAGCCGAGCAAGGAGGAUGUGGCCAGGUAUGAGGCUGCGCUGAAGGAAGUCGUCGAGCUUGAGAAUUCGCUGUAG